Messenger RNA from Fonsecaea nubica, 1197 nucleotides. RefSeq lists its product as hypothetical. Gene Ontology annotation, cellular component: cytoplasm. Gene Ontology annotation, biological process: 'de novo' NAD+ biosynthetic process from L-tryptophan. Bases 1 to 1197 code for a protein of 398 amino acids. Gene Ontology annotation, molecular function: heme binding; metal ion binding; indoleamine 2,3-dioxygenase activity. The transcript has a single exon. Lineage: Eukaryota; Fungi; Ascomycota; Eurotiomycetes; Chaetothyriales; Herpotrichiellaceae. The record is from RefSeq and is a predicted model, not a curated record.
AUGUUCCCCCUCGUCUCACUACCAGAUCCACGAGACUACGAUGUUGAUGUCGAACUAGGGUUUGUUGCCGCGAAGUCGACUGAGUUGCCAGCAUACUAUGCACCCUGGUGCAACCUCCUCUCGCAUCUGCCGCACCUGCUUGAGGCUGAGGCUCUUCAGGCCCAGGUCAGCCAUCUUGAAAUACUCACGACUGAUCAUCUCACGACCUCUGCGCACUGGCAACGUGCAUAUGUUGUCCUAGGGUUUCUGACCCAGGCCUUCAUCUGGCAGGACAAAAGAAGGCCCUCACAAGUUGUUCCGGCUAGUCUCGCCGAGCCUUUUCUCGAAGUCUGUAGCUAUCUCGGGACGGAACCCGUUCUCAGUUAUGUCGGACUCUGCCUGUGGAACUGGAUGCAAAGAGAUCAGGAGAUCCGGUUGCCCCCGUCGCUGGCUCUGGCCGACUUUCGGGACAUCAAGUCUGUCGCUUCUUUUACAGGCACGAGAGACGAAGACGCAUUCUAUCUAGUGCCAGUGAUGGUCGAGGCUCAGGGCGCCAAGCUCAUCAAGUUGAUGCUGGAUACAAUCGUUGCAGACCAAAAUGGAGAAAUACUAGACUUGGCGUCCGUCUUGGAUGUUUGUGUGAAAACACUCACGACCAUGAGGGAGACUCUGUCUGUCUUAGACCGGAAUUGUGAUCCAACCUUCUUCUUCCAAAAGAUACGCCCGAUGCUCGGAGGCAGCUCGGGUGCAGAAGAAAAGGGACUCCCUAAUGGUGUUUCGUUCGAACGAAGUGACGGAUCUCGAGUCGUCAUCAAGUGCGUUGGAGGCAGUGCAGGACAGAGUUCUCUCUUCCAGCUUCUCGAUCACAUGUUUGGUGUCCGCCACGAAUCCAAAAUGCUGCUCGAGAUGAGGGCCUACAUGCCAAAACGGCACAGGGACUUUCUCGAAGCGGUUGAACUCAUGCCUUCGUUGCGGGACAUGAUUGAGCGACGCCCGGAGGACAAAGAGUUGGGUUGUGCCUUUCAAGGCGUCCUCGAUGCAUUGCAGAAAUGGAGAACGAAGCAUGUCCACAUCGUGUCGAGAUUUGUUGUCCUGCCCGCCGCAGCUGAGGCGAAGGGCAAGCCUGCUGAGCAGCAGAAAGGCACGGCUGGCUCGCAGCCGAUUCCAUUUUUGAAACAAUACAGGGAUGAGACAGUGUUCAAGCUUCAAAAUCAAUAG